This is a messenger RNA of Dendronephthya gigantea, 2513 nucleotides long. Its product is annotated as matrilin-2-like. The coding region runs from base 129 to 2513 and encodes 794 amino acids. The record is from RefSeq and is a predicted model, not a curated record. Gene Ontology annotation, molecular function: calcium ion binding. The transcript has 22 exons. NCBI's taxonomy places the organism in Eukaryota, Metazoa, Cnidaria, Anthozoa, Malacalcyonacea, Nephtheidae.
UAAGACAUCAGAGUGUCAGCAUAAAGAUAGCAUCGUAGUUUAUAUCCACAGUAAAACCAGUGCGAAAGGAAAAAAAUAGAAGUAAGAGGGUUCUUCUCGCCGUGGGGCGAAAGUCCAAACGAGACGAGAUGUCGCUUUCAAAGGUCACUCAAUUGCUCUUUUGUCUAGCGUUUACUUUAGGCACCACUACGUCAACGAAUAAUACAGGCACCAUUCCAUCCACUACUAAUCCAGCAACGUACAGGACACCACCUUUUACGACAUCAGCGCCAGAUUUAUGUGGCGAAAGACAAUUGUAUCCUCCGGGAAAACUCACAAGCCCUCUUUAUCCUCAUCCAUACCCUAAUCGCAUUGAUUGCAGUUGGACUAUUUCCAGCACCAAUGGAAGAAAUAUUUUACUAGAGUUUACAUCAUUCUUGCUGGAAAGUGGUUCCAGUUGUGGAUAUGACUAUUUGGAAAUUUAUGAUGGAAAUUCAACGUCAGCGAAAAGACUGGGCAGAUUCUGUGGACAGCAAUUACCAAGAAAUCUGGUAUCAUCUGGACCCAAAUUGUUCACGGUGUUUCAUACGGAUGGCUCAGUGGCAUACCCUGGUUUUGUUUUGAACUAUUCAACUCCAUAUGAUAUAGACGAAUGUAAACUUGGAUUUCACAACUGCAGUUUUGAAAAAUCAUGUAUAAAUACUAACGGAUCAUUUUAUUGCGUUUGUAUCAUCGGUUAUGCAGGCAUGGGAGAAGCAUGCACAGAUGUGGACGAAUGUGAACUUGAAAUUGACAACUGCGAUAGUCAUGCAUCGUGUGUUAAUACCAAUGGUUCCUUCAAUUGUCUUUGCAACUUUGGUUACGUUGGAGAUGGAGUGACAUGUCAAAACAUUACGAUAUGCCCGAAAAAGGUUGACCUCGGAUUUAUGUUGGACAGUUCUGGUAGUAUCGGGUCAUCUAAUUUUGAUAAAACAAAAUCUUUUAUAAAAGAUAUUACUGAUUAUUUCAACAUUUCGCCAAACAACACAAGAGUGGCAGUUAUGUCUUACGCGACACUUUCCACUGUGCACUUUUCAUUUUCUCGAAAGUUUGUCUCCCGACAAGAUCUUCACUCAACAAUAGACAGCAUUCCGUACAGUGGAGGAGGUACUAACACCGCUCAAGCAUUGAUCAAAGCUUAUGCAGAAAUGUUCAAUGACUCUCAAGUUACAGGAGUAAAGAAAGUUUUGAUAGUUUUUACUGAUGGUCAAAGCAGUGCAAAUGUUUAUCAUCCAGCGCAACAACUUAAAAACAUUGGCGUCAUCAUAUUUUCCAUUGGAAUUGGCUCAGGAAUUAAUGUUUUGGAACUGAGAACAAUGGCUUCUGCUCCUGCAGAUGAUCAUGUUUUCCUGUUGAAUAACUUCAAUGAAUUCUCGUCCUUGGUUCAGAAUCUGUCAUUCUCUGUUUGCAAUGGCAACGCGACAAGACCUUCUAAUACAUCUAAUCCAGAUACGACGCCUUCUCAUACAUCAAGUCGAGGCACCAUUCCACCCACUACUAAUCCAGCGACCUACAGGACAGUACCCUUUACCACAUUAGCGCCAGAUUUAUGUGGGGAAAGUCAACUGUAUCCUCCAGGGAAACUCACAAGCCCUCUUUAUCCUCUUCCAUACCCUAAUGGCAUGGUUUGCAGUUGGACUAUUUCCAGCACCAAUGGAAGAAAUAUUUUACUACAGUUUACAUCAUUCUCGCUGGAAAGUGGUUCUAGUUGUAAAUAUGACUAUUUGGAAGUGUAUAAUGGAAAUUCAACGUCAGCGAAAAGGCUGGGCAGAUUCUGUGGACAGCAAUUACCCAGAAAUCUGGUAUCAUCUGGACCCAAAUUGUUCACGGUGUUUCAUACGGAUGGCUCAGUGGCAUUCCCUGGUUUUGUUUUGAACUAUUCGACUCCUUAUGAUAUAGACGAAUGUAAACUUGGAUUUCACAACUGCAGUUUUGAAAAAUCAUGUAUAAAUACUAACGGAUCAUUUUAUUGCGUUUGUAUCAUCGGUUAUACAGGCACAGGAGAAGUGUGCACAGAUGUGGACGAAUGUGAACUUGAAAUUGACAACUGCGAUAGUCAUGCAUCGUGUGUUAAUACCAAUGGUUCCUUCAAUUGUCUUUGCAACUUUGGUUACGUUGGAGAUGGAGUGACAUGUCAAAACAUUACGAUAUGCCCGAAAAAGGUUGACCUCGGAUUUAUGUUGGACAGUUCUGGUAGUAUCGGGUCAUCUAAUUUUGAUAAAACAAAAUCUUUUAUCAAAGAUAUUACUGAUUAUUUCAACAUUUCGCCAAACAACACAAGAGUGGCAGUUAUGUCUUACGCGACACUUUCCACUGUGCACUUUUCAUUUUCUCGAAAGUUUGUCUCCCGACAAGAUCUUCACUCAACAAUAGACAGCAUUCCGUACAGUGGAGGAGGUACUAACACCGCUCAAGCAUUGAUCAAAGCUUAUGCAGAAAUGUUCAAUGACUCUUCAAGUUACAGGAGUAAAGAAAGUUUUGAUAGUUUUUACUGA